AUGAGUGCUAAAAAUUAUAGAUUAAUUCACAAUAAAACUUUACCCACAUUCUAAUAUCAAAAUGAGCCUUUGCAAGUAAAUGACUAAUAUCAAGUCUUUAUGUCUGUGUAGCCUAAUGCUGUUGAAUAAUUAAUCUUAAAAGAUUAAGCAAAACCAAAAACUUCAAUAUUAGAUAAAUUUAUAGAUACAGAUAAAAGCAGAAGCAGAACAGCAUAUAAUCCAGGAAUUUUAUAAUAAAACUAGUAAAAAAAUGAAAAGACUAAUUAAACUGUCUAAUUUACUGAUCAUAUUUAGACCCCUUAAUAAAAUAUCUAGAAUUAUAAUUAGAACAAUAUAAAUCAUCCUAAUAAGAAAACUGUUACAUUAAAAAAUCUUCAAUAAACAUUAUUAUUUGAUGAAAGGACUAAUUCAGUACCCAAGGCUGCUAUCUAAAAUCAUAUUAUUGAUGACAUAGUAAAGAAUGGAGAUAUUAUUCUUAAACAAAAAGGAUUGUUGAACUAAGUUUAAAACUUAAAAAGGUUAAAGUUGCUUAAAUAAUAUGAAUUUAAUCAGUAAUAAUCAUAUCUAUUUUCAGUUAUUGUUUACCAGGAAUUGGAAAAUCACCUUAUGUAUUUAAUGAUGCACAUUCAAAAAGUACAAAUCCUGGUUACUCAAGAAACAAAGAAGGUGGAAAAUUUUUUACAAGAUGA
Messenger RNA from Paramecium pentaurelia, 689 nucleotides. The record is from the annotation of a GenBank genome assembly. NCBI's taxonomy places the organism in Eukaryota, Ciliophora, Oligohymenophorea, Peniculida, Parameciidae.